Messenger RNA from Ailuropoda melanoleuca (giant panda), 378 nucleotides. RefSeq names its product early lactation protein. NCBI's taxonomy places the organism in Eukaryota, Metazoa, Chordata, Mammalia, Carnivora, Ursidae. Gene Ontology annotation, molecular function: serine-type endopeptidase inhibitor activity. The record is from RefSeq and is a predicted model, not a curated record. The coding region runs from base 1 to 378 and encodes 125 amino acids. The transcript has 4 exons.
AUGAAGUUCAGCCCGUUCCUUGCCCUCUGCUUCCUCCUCUGCCUGGUGGGCAUCAGCAGCUCAGAAAAGGCCUCAGCCCAUCUCAAGCACGAAGCUCCCCGGGAGCUGUCCCAAGCUCUGCCUGCCAUGUGCCAGCUCCGCCCAGCGAAGGGCCCCUGCAGAGGCCUCUUCUACCGGUACUUCUCCAACUCUACGUCCAGUGAGUGUGAGCACUUUACCUACGGUGGCUGUCAGGGCAAUGCCAACGACUUUGAGACCACAGAGAUCUGUUCGAGGAUCUGCAAGCCCCCUGGUAGCAGUGUAAACUUCACAGGGGACGAUGGUGUUGAGAUGAUGAAGGUGUUGGUGGCAGUGAUCGAGGUGGGAGAGGAAGGAUGA